UCGCUCGUUAGCACUUGUCGAUAAAUGGUUUUCCCAUAGUGCGGUGAUUAGUUUGCCAGACCACCUCCCAUGCCAAAUCAAAACUUUCUAUAGUUGCCAUAGGCAUAGAAACCGGACUCACAAAUUUGAUUGGGACGUUUCGUGUCUCACUUGUGCCGUUAACAGUGUGCCAGUUCUAACAUCAAACUCGUCUUCCCCUGAGAAAGAAAGAUUCGGGAUGAUGAAAGUAGCUCCAAAGGUAAUCGUCCUCUUUAGGGAUGACAAAGGUUUUGGCCCUGCAAUGUUUGAAGCUCUUCAACCUAACCCUAAUUUUCCACUUGAGAAGAAAGAAACUUCUUUGGAGAUAUCGUUAGAGAAGUAUGGAAUUAGAGAUUGCAAGGCUUCUGUUGAUCUCUCCCAUUUCAUUGAUAAUCAAGGAUCCUAUCAGGUGUCCGUCCUACUUCUACAAAACUAUAAGACACCAGUUAUUGCUUGUGUCAUUAGUGAAAUUUUAGCAUUAAUCAGAGGGGAAGAUUCAUCAUCUUACCCCACAAUCAUACUUCCAUUCUUUGUACCAACAGCAAAGCUUUCUUCUGAAGUCACAAAUUCAACAUUUAUUAGCAAAAAGGUGACCCUUUACUGUACCCAAAUAGGCCCAGUAACAGACUUCAUUCAGGCCAUGCUUGCUGGAGUAGAGAACCCCCCUUCUUCAUUGCAGAUUGAUUAUGAACCUCUAGCAUGCUUGCUUCAUUCAGUCCGUGUAUUGAAGCUGCCGGCUGUUCUUCUCAUUGGACUAGGAAGUGGACAUCGGAUCAAGAAACCUAUUCCUGAAGAUCUUGAGGUAUUAUAUGAGAUGGGAGAGCACUUAGCAAGCAAAACAUGUUUGUACUUCUCAAAAGACCAAGUGAACUGGAGCCCUGCGGAGAAAACAAAGGAAUCCCAAGAACCAUGGCGUGCAUUAUAUGGUUAAAGGUUGGAACUAUUUUGAGAAGUCUGUCAGAUGACACAGUAUAUCUUUUAUCCUUUUGUUUCACUAGUUAUCAUAUCUAUAAUAGCAAAUGUACUCUACUCUAAAAAAUAGUCUUUAUUUGAGUUGUUGUGUAAUUAUUCAUAACACAAUUUUUUUUGCUGAAAUUAGUCAUUUUUUUCUUUU
Papaver somniferum (opium poppy) is the source of this 1132-nucleotide messenger RNA. RefSeq lists its product as uncharacterized. Lineage: Eukaryota; Viridiplantae; Streptophyta; Magnoliopsida; Ranunculales; Papaveraceae. The coding region runs from base 218 to 949 and encodes 243 amino acids. The transcript is spliced from 4 exons. The record is from RefSeq and is a predicted model, not a curated record.